This is a messenger RNA of Ananas comosus (pineapple), 1028 nucleotides long. Its product is annotated as thymidine kinase-like. Gene Ontology annotation, biological process: thymidine metabolic process. Gene Ontology annotation, molecular function: thymidine kinase activity; ATP binding. The record is from RefSeq and is a predicted model, not a curated record. The coding region runs from base 378 to 884 and encodes 168 amino acids. The transcript is spliced from 4 exons. NCBI's taxonomy places the organism in Eukaryota, Viridiplantae, Streptophyta, Magnoliopsida, Poales, Bromeliaceae.
UACAAAUCGAUGUGAUCAAAAUGCACACACCUAACAAGAGAGAGAGAGAGAGCUUAGUUGAAGAAACGAGCAGACCAUAAAUUUACUACCCAUUUAAGGAUCUACUGAAGUGCCUCUUGUAGAGGAGCAGCUGUCGUCGUAGUUUGGCCUGUAAUGAUCGAUUUGGUGCAGAAAGUUUGCCGAAUGUUUAAAUUUGCGGUGACUUUUCUCUACCAUAUCAAAAUUUUCAGGCCGAAUUUAAUUUUUUACACCAGAUCAAACAAGCUAGAAAUCGGUUAUUAGCAAGAUUUGCACCGAAUUAAGCGUCAUGGGCUAAAUUGCGAAGGAAAAAAGAAAGUUAUCGGCACCUUCCACGUCAUACUAUAAUUACUGGAUAAAUGAAAAAAAGAACUGCAGUGAUUAUAAAAUCUAGCAAGGAUAUGAGGUAUGGAUUGAACUGUGCAGUGACACAUGACGGGGCAAAGAUGCCGUGCUGGGCUCUGGCCGAGCUUUCAAUGUUUCGGGAUAAACUUGGAGCUGAGGCCUAUGGUAAGCUGGAUGUUAUAGGGAUUGACGAAGCCCAAUUCUUCGAAGAUCUGUAUGAAUUCUGCUGCAGCGCAGCUGAUCAUGACGGGAAGAUAGUUAUCGUGGCUGGCCUCGAUGGCGACUACUUAAGAAAAAAAUUUGGCUCAGUUCUCGACAUCAUUCCCUUAGCUGAUACCGUCACGAAGCUCACGGCAUGUUGUCAACUAUGCGGUCGCCGCGCUUUCUUUACCUUGAGGAAGACGAAGGAGACGCAAACCGAACUCAUCGGAGGCGCCGAUGUCUACAUGCCGGUCUGCAGAGAGCACUAUGCAAACGGAGAUAUUGUAAUUCAAGCCACAAGGAAUCGUGUCGGAUCUUGAAAAAUCUUCUUUGGCCCCAUAUAUAAUCUGAAGUAGAUCCUUCAUCAGGGUUGUAUUAAUUUCCAGUUUAAUAUUAUGCCAUGCACCUGUGUAUGGUAAAUGGUUUGUUUACCUCAAUGUUGAUAUUCAAGAGCUUGGAAAAGA